AUGCUGUUGUCGGGCGAACACCUGCAGUCUCACACGGCGCACAACAUCGAUGACAGACGGUGGACGUCGUGGCGUGCUAGCCUUUCUCGCCGGUCGUCGGACAGCUGGGCCUCCUCCCUCCCAACACCUGGGGCCUGGUCGAUGCGCAGGAGGGACGUGCGAUGGGUUCGGAUUGAGGGGAGCAUCAUGUGCGUCCUGCUCUACUAUAGCGGAGACUCCUCUUCACUGCUAAUGUAUAUGCGCGCGCCUCUGUUUUGUUGGUCGCUUCCGCAGCAAGCAGUCGCCGCUGAGAUUCGGGCCGAGAGAAAGUGGAACGCGUCACGAUGCACGGCACUGCCAGAUGCAAGCGCGACGUCCUCGUCGGGGAGAGGCAAAGACCUGGAUAGCUUUCAGCGACCACGUACGCGGAUAGGCAGAGAGUCCAUCUUCCGCUCCAUUCCGUUCGAGGCGAAACACCACCUCACGCUCACCAGUGGCACUGCUGACGACGCCGUGUUGGGACGUUACACCCGCCAUGCCUUCCGUAGCUCUCAGCUGAACACUAAGCGGUCCGCUCCUGUACUCAAUCGAGGCUGGGGACCAUCCCACAUCGGAAAGCGCGCUGGAUGGGGAUCACAAGGAGCUACGCACGAGAGCGAUCUCCAUGCGGAUCCGCGGGACAUCGGCGACUCGGGGAACGCGGACGCUCCGGACGAGUCGGGGAGCAUCCUUGACUCGGGUGACGACUGGGUCAGUCUGCGCUCGGCUAGAUCUCCUCUCGUUCAUGUCAGCCCGGGCAGCCAACGUUCCGCUGCGUCCAGCUCGACGCUUGACGAAGCCACUCUGCGGUCGCAUGCGCGGCCGUCUGUUGGCGGUGGUAGUUUCUGGCAGUUCUCCCCUCUGCUUCACGUACCGCCCGGGGAUGCCGCACCUCACAGCCGCCCUGCUCCUGCCAUCAGAGCCGCCGCUCCCACUUCCGAGGUGAACGUCGGGAUGUCGUUCGACUUCGGAUCCGAGACGCGCCCUCUGCGACUCGCGGCCCAGGAUGACGCGGUGCCCGUGCGCCCACCCGCCGCGCUGCAGCUUUCGGGCUUCGACGCGGAACCGCGGCUCGACUCGGGGACGCCGAGCGCGGGAUGUCCGUUCUUCGAGCCUCGGUGGCACUACACGCGUCGCGACCGCGACGGCAACACUGUCAGCGUGCGCGCUCAGACCGCCUCCCUCGCUCCGGUUCUCUCGACGGCGGGCUGUCGCGUGCACCCCUCAAGGCUGAACACCAUGAGGCACUGCGUCCUGGACAUCCAGUACGCUGGGGUGAAAGCUCAGCUGGCCGUCUUCUGUAGGCGGCAGGCCGCCACGGACGUUUGA
Molecule: messenger RNA, 1347 nt
Organism: Fomitopsis serialis
Lineage: Eukaryota; Fungi; Basidiomycota; Agaricomycetes; Polyporales; Fomitopsidaceae
Exons: 4
Coding region: 1-1347 (448 amino acids)
Source: RefSeq, a predicted model, not a curated record